Mercurialis annua (annual mercury) is the source of this 2085-nucleotide messenger RNA. RefSeq lists its product as uncharacterized. Gene Ontology annotation, molecular function: transcription coregulator activity. Gene Ontology annotation, biological process: regulation of DNA-templated transcription. The transcript is spliced from 4 exons. Lineage: Eukaryota; Viridiplantae; Streptophyta; Magnoliopsida; Malpighiales; Euphorbiaceae. The record is from RefSeq and is a predicted model, not a curated record. Bases 645 to 1781 code for a protein of 378 amino acids.
CAAAGAUAGAAACUUUAACACAUUUGAGGAUUGAAUUUGGAUUAAAUUGCAGUGAAACUUGAGGAAUGGGAAGAAGAUAAAAAGAUGAGCCCACAAAGAUUGUGAUGAUAAUCUUUUUCUUUUGUAUUUGAUGACAAUUCAUGAGAUGUGGUGGCAGGGGAUGAGGGAGUUGCUGAUAAAAUUUGUCGCUGUCGGCUCUAUCUCAGCAAACCCCAGCCUCUACUCACUGUAAAGGCUUACAAAACAAUGGCAGAACAGUAUAUUAAAGAAGAAAAAGGAUAAAGAAAGGCUUAAAAAAGGGCCAAAAAAACCAUUUAAAUAAAAUAUAAAAGAAUGUAGAGAGAGAAAGAGUUAGAGAGAGAAAGAGAAGGACUCUUGGGGUUAGGGGAAGCAGGCAUGUGGAUGAGUGGGGGACACACCAAACUCAUCAAUUGAAACCCUUUGAAAUAAUUGAGUUUCUCACAGAAAAUAAAGUAAACCAAACCCCAUCUCUUUCUCUCUCUACUUUCUCUCUCUACCCUUCUGUCCAUUUCUCACUUACAUAUAUUUUGGUUCUUUCAUGGUUUGUGAGUAGAAGUUAAUCAUUUACUUUUCAAGAAACAGAGGACUCUGUUUUUUAUUUGUGUUAGCUCUGGUUAGUGAAGAUGCCAAGACCAGGCCCUAGACCUUAUGAAUGUGUUAGAAGAGCUUGGCAUAGUGAUAGACAUCAACCCAUUAGAGGCUCUCUCAUUCAAGAAAUUUUCAGAGUUGCUAGUGAGGUUCAUAGCUCAGCUACUAAGAAGAACAAAGAAUGGCAGGAGAAACUUCCUGUUGUUGUUUUGAAAGCAGAAGAAAUUAUGUAUUCCAAAGCCAAUUCUGAGGCUGAGUAUAUGGAUCUUAAAACUCUUUGGGAUAGAACAAAUGAUGCUAUUAAUACAAUCAUUCGACGAGAUGAGAGUACCGAAACUGGAGAUCUUCUACAACCUUGCAUUGAAGCUGCACUGAAUUUGGGAUGCACUCCAAGAAGAACAUCUAGGAGCCAACGGAAUUGUAAUCCGAGGUGUUACCUAACUCCCGGCAGUCAAGAUCCAAACACUCUCACUCCUGGCAUGCCAAAUCAGAUAAGCGCUCCACAUUGCGUAGCUAACUUUUCAAACUUUGUAAAACCCAUAGUCAUGAACUCUACUCAUCCCGGAUUCGAAAUACACAACCUUCUCAUGGCAACUAAUACUGGCUGUCUAUCGCACUAUAACCAGUCUUUUCCUAUUGAACGUUAUCCUGUAUCAAACUUGUACUCCACUUAUCCUUUGUACUAUGGAAGUUGCAUAGAGGCCCAGCAAGGUUUAGGAGUUAUUCCAGAAUCUAUUUCUAGCACAAUAGAAACCGGAAAGGUGGGUAUUGAUGAGGAUGCUGCUGCGAAAUUGAGUCAACACGAUCCUCAGGAUAGUCCAAUGGAACAACAUGAAACUGGAUGUGAUUUAUCACUGCGAUUGGGCUCUCUUUCUGCUUCUUUGUCUAGUGCUCAAAAUCCGCAGCUCCAGGAUAUUGAUGAUAACAGUCACGAUUCUUCGCAAAAGGGAGUCAAUUUCAACAAUCAGACGCCAGUUUUAGAUGAGAAGUUCUCUUUUCCACUAGAUUCGCGUUCAAGAAAACUGAGUGAAGGUGGAAGUGUAGAUGAGAUAAUGAAAAAGCGCAAGGCGGUUUUUGGUUACCCUGUGGAUGAUCAGGCAUACAGGUGGCAUUCAAAGCUUCCGUGUAGUGAUUUAAAGAGGCAAAAUGAAAAGCGGAAGGAUUUAGACUGACCAAUUCUAUUCGACUCACAAAAUGAAACUAAUGGAUUCUCCUUAGCCAGAACGGAGAGUGCAGGUUCAUUUACUAAAGCAUUUUUUUAUAAUUUAGCUGUACUUGUAGUUUCCCUCGGCAGUGUGAAGUUGCUUGGUGCAAUGUUGUACAAAUGUGAGAUGUAAAAAUAACAAAUGUAAAUUAGAAGAACUGAUCUAGGAGAAAAAUUAACAGAAGAGUCUUGUUCUUUACAAUGUGCAUAAAAUUUUUUGUUUGUUUUUUGUUUAAAUCUGAGAAUCUUAGUUCUAUACUAUUUUGGUCUGA